Messenger RNA from Phycomyces blakesleeanus NRRL 1555(-), 926 nucleotides. RefSeq lists its product as hypothetical. Gene Ontology annotation, molecular function: calcium ion binding. Bases 46 to 771 code for a protein of 241 amino acids. The transcript is spliced from 5 exons. The record is from RefSeq and is a predicted model, not a curated record. NCBI's taxonomy places the organism in Eukaryota, Fungi, Mucoromycota, Mucoromycetes, Mucorales, Phycomycetaceae.
UUCAUUUUUUAUUUACUUCUUCAAAAUAAUAUAAUAUCAAGCACAAUGGCUAACCCAAACUACAACCCUCAAUACAACUACAACAGGGGAAGCUAUGACUACAGCAACAACCCUGGUGGUUAUGACAGACCUGUCCCAGCCACUCCCCGGCAAGGAGGAUCUAUCAACAGGGGCCAGCAGUACCAAAACCAUCAAAACCCACAAAACCCACAGUCACCAACAUACGGUCAGCGCCCUGUCUCUCAACCACCACGCCCUGCCCCAGAUAAUCACUUGAUCGAUUGGUUCCGUGCUGUGGACACAGAUGGCUCUGGUGAACUUACCGUAGAAGAACUUCAGAGAGCCCUGGUCAAUGGCGACUGGAGUCCAUUUAACAUUGAAACUGUUCGUAUGAUGGUCAAUAUGUUUGAUACAGAUAAUACUGGGACGAUUAGUUUUGAGGAAUUCAAGGGAUUGUGGAAGUAUAUUGAAGACUGGAAGAGAUGUUUCCAGACAUUUGAUAUGGACGGGUCUGGUAGCAUUGACCGUGCCGAGAUGAGAAAUGCUUUGCAAACCUUUGGCUAUAACCUCACUGAUACAUUUGUUGGAACUCUGAUUCAAAAGUUCGAUCGUCAUGGCCUUGGCACUGUCACUUUUGACAACUUUGUCCAGGCGUGUGUUAGCGUAAAGACACUCACUGACUCCUUCAGAAGGUUCGAUACUGAUAAUGAUGGCUGGAUUUACAUUAGCUACGAGCAGUUCCUUGAGCUUGUAAUUAGUCAGAGAUCCUAAUUUGUUAUUAAUACUCCUUCUCUUCAUUACCAUUUACUCACCCACUCACCCACUCACUCAAUUUAUUACGCUCACUUACUAUCGAGCAUACACUACACACUACACACACACAUAUCAAAUAAAAUGAUCCGCAGUACUUUAUAAUGUACAUAUUU